AUGCAAGAAAUAAAGCGGGUCGGCCUCGGACCUGCGCUCCCUCAGGGAAAUCCUGCUAAGUUAAAUGUUCUUAAAACCUUAGAAGAGAAAAGAAACCACAUUAUUAUUCAUUAUCUGGAAGUUGAAAAAACAAAGGAUGAGCUUCAGAUCAAUAUUAAAAACUUCAGAUUCACAAGCCCAUCGUUGCAGUCAGAAAACAUGUGUUUUGAAAGUGAGAAUCAGAAACUUCAACGGAAACUUAAAAUAAUGACUGAAUUAUAUCAAGAAAAUGAAAUGAAACUCCACAAGAAAUUGACAGUAGAGGAAAAUUACCAGAUACAGGAAGAAGAGAAACUUUCUAAAGUGGAAAAAAAGAUCAGCCAUACCAUUGAAGGGCUGGAGACCUAUAGAAAGCUAGCCAAAGAUCGUGAAGUAGAAUUGGAGAGAACUAUUAAUUUUUAUCAAAGGCAGGUUAUUUCCUAUGAGAGAAAAGGACAUGAUAAUUGGUUGGUAGCUCGGACUGCUGAAAGAAACCUCAGUGAUUUAAGGAAAGAAAAUGCUAACAACAGACAAAAAUUAACUGAAACAGGGUUUAAAUUUGCACUUUUAGAAAAAGAUCGUUCUGCACCUGAUGUUUCAAAUACAGCAUUUGACAGAGAGCAUUCCCCAUAUGGUCCCUCACCAUUGGGUCGGCCUUCAUCUGAAACGAGAGCGUUUCUCUCUCCUCAAACUUUGUUGGAGGGUCCACUCAGCCUCUCACCUGUGCUUCCGGGGAGAGGAAGAAGAGGCCCAAGAGGCCCAGGGAAUCCUCUGGACCAUCAGAUUACCAAUGAAAGAGGAGAACCAAGCUGUGAUACAUUAACUGAUCCUCACAGGGCUCCUUCUGAUACUGGGCCCCUGUCAUCUCCAUGGGAUCAGGAACGAAGGAUGAUAUUUCCUCCAUCAGGACAAUCAUAUCCUGAUUCAGGUCUUCCUCCACAAAGGGAAGACAGAUUUUAUUCUAAUUCUGAUAGACUGUCUGGGCCAGCAGAACUCAGAAGUUUUAAUAUGCCUUCUUUGGAUAAAAUGGAUGGGUUAAUGCCUUCAGAAAUGGAAUCCAGCAGAAAUGAUGCCAAAGAUGAUCUUGGUGAUUUAAAUAUGCCUGAUUCAUCUCUCCCUGCUGAAAAUGAAGCAACUGGCACCGGCUUUGUGCCUCCACCUCUAGCUCCAAUCAGAAGUCCAUUGUUUCCAGUGAAUACAAGGGGCCCGUUCAUGAGAAGAGGACAUCCUUUCCCCCCACCUCCUCCAGGAACCAUGUUUGGAGCAUCUCGAGGUUACUAUCCACCAGCGGAUUUCCCAGGUCCACCACAUGCUCCAUUUGCAGUGAGAAACAUCUGUCCACCGAGGGGUUUUCCUCCUUACCUUCACCCAAGACCUGGAUUUUUACCCCAUCCACAUUCUGAAGGUAGAAGCGAGUUCCCUUCAGGGUUGAUUCUGCCUUCAAAGGAGCCUGCUACUGAACAUCCAGAACCACAGCAAGAAACCUGACAAUAUUUUUGCUCUAUUCAAAAGUAAUUUAGACUGAUGUCAUUUUCAGUUUAAGUAACUGCUGUUACUUAAGUGAUUACACUUUUCUCAAAUUGAAGUUUAAUGGAGUUCUUAGUAUAGUAUUUUAUAAAUAAAGAUUAUUUAAACACAAAAGAAAUUUAAGUGUGCUGAAGAUAACUGCAACUCCAAACCUAACGCUGUGUAGUUCUAUGUUUUGCCAUCUCGAAGCAAAGUGGAACCAGAAAUGAGAGGUAAUGGUUUGUGAAUCAGUUGUCCUCUUUUUUAUUGUCUGGUGAAUCUGCUGAUAUAUAGGCACUAACAAAAUUAGCAGGCUAAAUUUAUCCCUUAUGUGUACAUUUGGUAAAUGUGAAGCCAGUGUAGAAAGUAAUGUAUAAUUUCUAAACUUGUAGCCCAACUGCCAAUGUUAUAAAACUUAUUCCUGGGCUACAAAAAACAAAACAAAACAAAACAAAAAACAAAAAACCACACAUACAAAAACACAAAAAAACCUAGCUUGUAAGAAAUGGAAGCUCAUCAUUCACUAAGGAAAACCCAUUCUAUUUUGUUUUCUGUGUUUAAAAAGCAAUACAUUUACUUUAGUAUAACUACA
This is a messenger RNA of Cercocebus atys (sooty mangabey), 2116 nucleotides long. Its product is annotated as cTAGE family member 5-like. NCBI's taxonomy places the organism in Eukaryota, Metazoa, Chordata, Mammalia, Primates, Cercopithecidae. Gene Ontology annotation, biological process: protein secretion; vesicle cargo loading; endoplasmic reticulum to Golgi vesicle-mediated transport. The record is from RefSeq and is a predicted model, not a curated record. Gene Ontology annotation, cellular component: endoplasmic reticulum exit site; endoplasmic reticulum membrane.